CUUGAAUUUAAAACAGAGAAUUCUUCGUUAGGUUGGCAGCACUGCUGAAGGCAUCGAGAAGAGAAGAGAAGACAGAGGAAUUUUCUUCGCCGGUUGCUCGCUCAUUUCACCGCUCAUUAAUCCAUAAAUUGAGAGAUGUCCGAGAACGGAUCAACCACUCCUGUCCGACAUGGAAACAUGCUGUCCCCUGAUUCUCCUGGACAGCACAGUCUGCAGCUUCCGAGUCCGAUCAUUACCAGGAGGACCAGAACCCAUUCAACAUCUGAGAGGGCCAUGGUUAAUCCAUUGGAGCAUGGAAAGGUGAAGAAAUUCUGCCGUCAAAAGGGCCAUGGAUUCAUCACGAGGGAGGACGGAGAUGACAUCUUUGUCCACAUCUCUGAUAUUGAAGGCGAGUACGUCCCUCUUCCUGGCGACGAGGUGAUUUUCCGUCUCUGCCCGAUCCCGCCCAAGAUGGAAAAGUUCCAGGCAGUGCAUGUUAAGAUCAUUAACUUUGUGCCAGAGGUGCACUUGCGCUGGGACUGCCCAAGCGCUGAGAAUCCUGCCUAACUUCCAUCUCGACUGAUUCCAGUAGCCAUUCCUAAUCUUACGAUAGGUUUUAACGGUACUUAUCCUUUUUCGGAAGCAUUUUUUGAUAAAUCGUUAAAAGCCCUCGUUUAGAGGGUGAAAAUCAUCCGAUGCAAACAAGACUAAUUUUUAAAAAGAAAAACUGAUUAGAGCUUUUUGAACUUGCCUGAAGUUUCCAUUUUGAACUUCGCGUAUAAGGGUUUUUAGUUACUAAUUUCAUUUCGGAGAAAGGUUCGUCUCCUCUAUUUAAUAUUACGAAUCCCCUCUAUAGCUAGAAGUUGAUUAAACGUGUGCUAAAUAUUGAAAUAAUGGGACUGCAUGUAAUGUUACACACAAAAAGCAUCGAUUUUAGAACAAGAUGAAAUCUAUAUUUUUUUGAAAUCGGUGUUUUUCCUGAUACCUUAUAAAAGUAGCCAAUUUAUCAAAGAUUUUUGUUGCCAAGUAUAACUGCAAAAUAAAAUCAGCAUUUUUGAAACUGGA
Neocloeon triangulifer is the source of this 1044-nucleotide messenger RNA. RefSeq names its product cold shock domain-containing protein CG9705. Gene Ontology annotation, biological process: regulation of mRNA stability. Bases 136 to 546 code for a protein of 136 amino acids. The record is from RefSeq and is a predicted model, not a curated record. Lineage: Eukaryota; Metazoa; Arthropoda; Insecta; Ephemeroptera; Baetidae. Gene Ontology annotation, cellular component: cytoplasm. The transcript is spliced from 4 exons. Gene Ontology annotation, molecular function: mRNA 3'-UTR binding.